AUAUCAACAUUUCGGAAGGCGGGGUAGCGGGACCUGGUUUUUGGUUUCCCUGGCAUGCUCAUCUACUACUUAAUUUGCGUCUUACCUUUCUAUUGCCGGUGGGACCACUACAUAUGUCGUGUUUCCGAAGGAGAUCAUUGGACGCUACUGAUCUCGAGGCACAGCCGCCCGAUCCCAUUGAUGGUGCCACCUUUCUUCCCUUCCCUUCCUGGCCUAAUUCUGGGUACGGUUAUCCAUAGACAUCCCUUGACGUUACGUCCUGCCGUAAAACGGCUGGAAGCGAUAUAUUAUCACAUCGUUCAAUGGCUUUAUAAGCGGUUUUACAACUUAUCAUUUUCACGCCCGCUCUCCCCUCACACAUGCUUCCCACCACACUUUUUCUGGGCUUAGCGGGAACCGCGCUAGCUUUCCACGGCCAGGCAUGUCAGCGCAUUGCUGUCGAGGUCUCGUCUGCGACAGGUGUUUAUUAUCCUGGAUCCCCAUCAUACAUCGCAGACAAUGACCACUACGUCUCAUCAAGCUCGCAAUCCUCAAAAUGCAGUGUCGAACCUGGGUCUGCUGAAGAUGUCGGCAUCAUUCUUGGUAUUUUAGGCGAGACGAAGACGCCAUUUGGUAUCAAAGGCGGCGGACACGCCACGAACCAAGGUUUUUCCUCAACGACCGGUGUCCAGAUCGCCAUGACGCGCUUCAACGAAGUCACAUACGACUCUGCGACACACACAGCGGCGAUUGGUGCUGGUAAUAUCUGGGAUGAUGUCUAUGCGGCGCUGGAUGCUCAGGGUGUGAAUGUACUCGGGGGGAGGGUAACAGGGAUUGGUGUGGCGGGGUUUACUCUUGGUGGUGGGUAUUCUUGGCUGAGCAACCAGCACGGGCUCGCUAUCGACAACGUGCUCGCGUACGAGCUGGUGGUGCCAAAUGGGACUGUGGUGACUGUGAAGGAAGAGACUGAUCCGGAGCUUUUCUUUUCGCUCAAGGGCGGCGGCAACAACUACGGUAUUGUUACUCGCUUUACUGUGAAAGCUUUCCCCCAGGGUACUGUUUGGGGUGGCAUAGCUGCAUAUAACACAAGUUACCUGCCCGCGUUCACCGCAGCAACCGUCAAGUUCUGUUCAGAGGUCACCGAUCCCAAAGCGGGGAUAAUCAUUGUGUACGGAUACACCAGCGGUCAGGUACUUCUCUCCACUCAAAUGUUCUACGACGGCCCCACCCCUCCAAUCGGCAUCUUUGACGAUUUCCUCGCCAUACCCGCUGUAGCCCAAGAUGUCACAACCCGUUCCUUCUUCGACUUGAUCAACUCUACGUUCGCAACCAUAAAUCCCUCGGCUGGAUACCGGACGGUAUACAACGACAUCCCUGAACUCGAGUACUCCGAGUCUACCAUCCGAAACAUCAUCGAUGAUCUCACCUUUUGGGGUCCCACUCUUUCCACCCACAGCGGUGUCGUAACAGCCUACGCCCUCGAACCCUUCUUGCCCAGCCUCCUCACACACGCCCCCGCCGGCUCCUCUGCAUAUCCAGGCUCGCGCGCCCAAGUCUUCUUCCCCACCAACCUCGACUUGAUCUGGGUGGAGGAGACCGAGGACGAGGUGUUUCACGAUGCGGCGAGGAAGAUAGUAGAAAGGCUUGGGGUGGAGGGCGCACCACGGUACCCGAAUUAUGCGAUUAUUGGGACUCCAGUGGUGGAUAUGUUUGGGCAGGAGGGGCUGAGGAGGAUGCAGGCUGUGAGGGAGAGGGUGGAUCCAGAAGGGGUGAUGCAGUUGACUGGGGGGUUCAAAGUGUAGGGAAAUAUAUUGGUCUACGUCAAACUCGUGUUCGACGCUAAUCGUUGGA
Messenger RNA from Desarmillaria tabescens, 1830 nucleotides. Its product is annotated as FAD-binding domain-containing protein. The coding region runs from base 360 to 1781 and encodes 473 amino acids. Lineage: Eukaryota; Fungi; Basidiomycota; Agaricomycetes; Agaricales; Physalacriaceae. Gene Ontology annotation, molecular function: FAD binding. The record is from RefSeq and is a predicted model, not a curated record. The transcript has 10 exons.